Messenger RNA from Cannabis sativa, 756 nucleotides. RefSeq names its product small ribosomal subunit protein uS12. The record is from RefSeq and is a predicted model, not a curated record. The coding region runs from base 151 to 579 and encodes 142 amino acids. Gene Ontology annotation, biological process: translation. NCBI's taxonomy places the organism in Eukaryota, Viridiplantae, Streptophyta, Magnoliopsida, Rosales, Cannabaceae. Gene Ontology annotation, cellular component: ribosome; cytosolic small ribosomal subunit. The transcript is spliced from 4 exons. Gene Ontology annotation, molecular function: structural constituent of ribosome.
GAAACCCUAAACUCAGUACGUUGAUAUAAAAGGAAAACCCUAACUCAAAUCUCUGAUUCUCAGUCGAACGAGGAGAAGAAGAUUUAGGCCUCCACAGCAUCAAGGCUAACCCUAACCACCACCAGAGCUUCUCUCUCUCUCUCUGCCGCCAUGGGUAAGACACGUGGUACCGUAGCUGGGCGCAAGCUGAAGAGCCACCGUAUCAAGCAAAGGUGGGCUGACAAAUCUUACAAGAAGUCUCACCUUGGUAACGAAUGGAAGAAGCCAUUUGCCGGUUCUUCCCACGCAAAGGGCAUUGUCCUCGAGAAGAUCGGUAUUGAGGCAAAACAGCCUAACUCUGCUAUCAGAAAGUGUGCCAGAGUUCAACUUAUUAAAAACGGAAAGAAGAUUGCUGCUUUCGUCCCCAACGAUGGUUGCUUAAACUACAUUGAAGAGAAUGACGAGGUUUUGAUUGCUGGAUUCGGUAGAAAGGGUCAUGCUGUGGGAGAUAUUCCCGGAGUUAGGUUCAAGGUUGUGAAAGUUUCCGGUGUGUCUCUCUUGGCUCUUUUCAAGGAGAAGAAGGAGAAGCCCAGAUCUUAAGCUAUCAUCAUGCAUGCAUGAAUGUUUUUUUUCACCCUAAAAUUGUUGCUGUUUCUUUUUAGUGUUAUAUGAAGAAUUUUGAGUACAAUUUUUGAUAUUUGGAUGUUGGGUUGAAUUCACUAGUAGUUAUUGUCACCCUUCUUUUGACUCUUAUUUAUUUAGCUACUCUGUUUCUGA